GAUGUUUGAAUUUCCCAGUGGUAUGUAGUUGCAUGUGACCGUUCAGACCAGCAGGAAGAAGGUUCCACUAUAAUUAUGACUAGUGGACGAAGGCUUCUCAUUUCAUUAUCAAUUAUCCUUGUUGGGAAUGAGGUUGCUGGGAGAACUUUGCAAGACCGUGGCGGGUACGAUCUGAGUAAUGGUCCAGUCACGUACGAGGCAUAUUACCCCGAGGAUGCUCCUCAAGCUCGUCAGCCUCUCGAAAAAUCUUAUCAAACAUCUUACGAGGGUUAUUUAGAGGCCUCAGAUCGCCAUCAACAGUCCCCCCAAGAUGACAUUACCCCCUGGAGGCAUUACCCUCCGGCAUAUGUCAAUCAAUACCGUCGGCAACAGCCAUCUCACACCGAGCUCGAGGACGCUCUCAAGACCCUGAUUGACGCCAUCAGGGACGAGAGAAUAGCUCGUCCAGCCAUAACUGAGCUAUACAUUAAGGAGCCAUCAAAUACCCAGAAAAUCGAUGAUGAUGAGGUCGACAGUAUUUUUAAACCCCGACCACAAGUCAUCAACUAUGUUUUCAGCGGUGGCGAGGGGCAGGGGGAUUCUUUUAACAAGAGGGGGGUUGGACAGAGGGAUGAGGUUCCCCAGGUGGCGGCUAUUGAAGUGAGCGAAAAGCCUCAUAAGAUUCGGCAUCACCAUGGCGAGAAGUUACGGCGCAAUCGAGUGGCGGAGGCUUAAGCGGGUGGAACUUUAAAAGUCGAGGGUCUAAGGGAAAGUUUCACGAGGGAUUUGGGGAAUUAUAUAUUUUUUUUUGUAAUAUCUUGAAAUUUUUACGAUUCUUCGAGGAAUAUCCUGGAAAAUUUCUACUCGAAAAAUCGUUCCCCAGAAAACUUUUAUUUUCAAAGUCUUCAAAUGAAAAUUUACUUCAAAGAAAAAUAAAUAUUUUAAUUGGGCUGUGAGUGAGAAUUUAAUGGUCGCUUCGGACUGUUCAUGCUAUGGAGGGAGAACAUUUUCGUGAAAUUUAUUUACCGAGUGGAAAUGCGCUUAUUAUCCAGAAAGUAUUGGCCAAUUAAUGGAUUCAUUUGGAAAUUCCUCUCGAUACAUUCUGAUGAAUCAGUUACAAGAGCAAUUAGGAAACAAUGGAGGCAAAUUUAAUUGAUUGGAACGCAAUAAUUUCAAUUCUCAACAAUUAUUUAUUGGACAGAAAUCAUCAAAUUGUCUUACGAUAAUCUAUUAAUUAAACAUUGAAACACAUUAUUAUUUAUUCAUCUAUACACAAUUUACAUUGAUUUUUCUACACGGAGGCCUCGUUGAGUUGCAUCGUUAAUUGAAAUAUUCAAGGUACUAAUAUAUUCACGCGCUCUAUUUACACAUAAUACUCGAUUAUAGGGAACAUGAGAGAUUUCCAAGGUGUCGAAAAUACUGGAGGCCCCCACAAUGACUUAAUCUAGAAACUUAAGCUAAAACAGUUUCUUCGGAAAAUAUUUGAAAGUAUAAUCAACAGUGAUUCAUUUUAAUUAAUUUUUUAUAAAAUAAAAAUAAAUAGAGUUUUAUCUAUCAAAAUAAUUUAUUUCACAUCAAAAAUAUCGCUAAUUGGUUUUGUCAAUUAUUUUUUAUAACAGGAAAAUCGUGGUGAAGUGGGGAAACACAACGAAACAAUUUAAUGGUUGAUUUGCAUUCAAUGUCCAAUUACUUCGGUACCAAGUGAUUUUACGAGCAAAUGGCACAAGACAUUCUUUGUAGAGAAGUUUCUGAGCCCCAUAAAAGUUUCACGGCAUUUUUUCCUAAAGCGACUCCUCGCAGCAGUGAUCAUGAAUUUAUAAAGAAUAAAAAAUAAAUUUUCUUAUGACUCGCCACUUCACACGAGAAAAAAACAUUAUAAGCUGCCUAUUAUUGAACUACAUUCGACUUAAGAUACGAAGGAGGUCUUCGAAAUGAUAAUUAAGAGUACAUGAUUUUAAUUGAUGUCGUCCUUUCUUUUGCAAAACAAAAACCAAAUGAAUUUUGUAUCCUUCAAGAUAGAUUACUUCAAAGAUGUUCUGAAUUGAUUUCAUUAAAUUUUCCUUGUGGAAAAGGAAAUGCGCGGUCAAAUGGUGAAAGAGAAAAAAAAUUUCGUCAUUUAUUUGUUUUCAAAAAUCAUAAUAAACUCGAUAUGAUUGAAAUACCCUUAA
This is a messenger RNA of Diachasmimorpha longicaudata, 2147 nucleotides long. RefSeq lists its product as uncharacterized. The coding region runs from base 76 to 714 and encodes 212 amino acids. NCBI's taxonomy places the organism in Eukaryota, Metazoa, Arthropoda, Insecta, Hymenoptera, Braconidae. The transcript has 3 exons. The record is from RefSeq and is a predicted model, not a curated record.